AUGGCCGCAGAGAGCCUCGUUGAACUCCGUGACUGGCUCUUCCUAAUUCUUCUGUGCUUGACAUUAGUGGUUGAGGUGCUGGAGUUUGCUGCAGCUACUGCUGCUGUCGCUGAAGCUCUAGGAGAGGCAGAGCUUCAGGGUGAUGUGCCAUGCCCCUCAGCAUGCAGGUGUGAUGAUGGCUUCAUUUACUGCAAUGACCGUGGCCUAAACAUAAUCCCACCGUUACCAUUAACUGCAGCUGUCCUCUACCUGCAGAACAACCGCAUUGAUAACGCUGGCCUACCAAAUUCAUUAGAGCGUCGAAUGACUGUCCGUGUGGUAUAUCUCUAUGACAAUGAACUAGAUGACUUUCCAACACACUUACCACCAUCGUUACGAGAACUUCACCUUCAGGACAACAACAUACGCACCUUGCCCAGAGCAGCCCUUGCCCGUCUACCUUUGCUGGAAAAGCUUCAUCUGGAUGAUAAUUCAAUUUCCACUGUCAGCAUUGAGGACAAGGCUUUUGCUAACAAUCCCCGGCUACGGCUUCUGUUUUUGUCACGCAACCAUCUCUCAAGUAUCCCGUCAGGGCUCCCAGCAUCACUUGAGGAGCUCCGACUGGAUGACAAUCGAAUUUCGACAAUCCCAACACAUGCAUUUCGGGGACUCUCCUCUCUCCGCCGCCUAUUCCUUGAUGGGAAUUUAUUGGCAAAUCAGCGCAUUGCAGAUGACACAUUCUCUCGGCUAUCUAAUUUGACAGAGCUCUCAUUGGUGCGCAACUCCCUCCAAGCUCCACCUCUGAACCUACCCAGCCUGCAUCUUCUUCGACUCUAUCUGCAGGACAACGCAAUGGCCCACAUGCCUCGGGGCUCCUUGGAUGGAAUGCAUAGGCUCCAGAAACUUGAUUUGUCAGGCAACAAUUUAACAACCCUUCCAAAGGGCUUAUUCAGGGACCUGGAUAGCCUCUCCCAGUUGCUAGUCCGGGGGAACCCCUGGUACUGUGGCUGCAAUCUCCGCUGGCUCCAUGACUGGCUGCAUAACCGGGGUUCAUCAGUAACUGUGCGGGGUUUAACUUGUCAUGCACCUGAGAAAGUUAAAGGAAGAACACUAAAGGACCUCACAAGUCAGAUGGAGCAAUGUGAGGUAACUGGGGAUGGUACUGGAGGGACAGUUGGUGGCGAUGGAGGUAAAAAAGACAGAGUUGGCCCUCCAACUGACACCCCUGCCACAACAACCCUUCCACUCCCCCAGGGUUCUCUCUUCACGCUCAGGUCCAAACGGCCAGGGCCUAGGUUCCCUGAUUUAGGACAGGAUUCACUAGGAGGAAGUGAGGGUCGGGCUCCAAGUAAAACACUUGUCCUAAAAGUAAAACCACUUACACCACAGACAAUUCACAUCACCUGGCAGACUGCUCAACCAGCUCCUUCUUUCAGGCUCUCUUGGCUACGACUGGGCAACAGUCCUGCAGUAGGGUCAAUCACAGAAACCUUGGUCCCAGGGGACCGACGCGAGUACUUGCUCACUCAUCUACAACCUCAGUCCAGCUACAUCAUCUGUAUGCUGCCUCUAUUUGUGAAUGAGGGAAAGAAUUCUGGUAUCACCUCCACAGGAGGUUUGAACUUAAACACAAACUCAGAGCAUGAGCAUCCUGCUUGUGCCAAAGCAGAGACAUCAGAUUCCACGGAACAGUCUGGUUCAGACCAAGAAGGGGUAGAUCAGGGAACAGACCAGCUAGCUGCUUUACCUCUAGCAGGGAUCAUAGGAGGGGCAACAGCCUUGGUUUCCUUAUUCCUGAUCUUUGGGAUCUUUUGCUGGUAUGGACAUAGAGCAGGUUACCUUACUGCAGGCGAUCAAUCCAUCUAUGGAAGGGGGGAUGUGGUUGGGUCCCGUAGUGGAGGAAAGCACUAUGAUGACUAUGUAGAGUCAGGCACCAUUAAAGACACUUCAAUUUUAGAGAUCAGGGGUCCUGGUUUCCAGAUGACACCUUUGUCAGCGCAUCAACCCCUGCAGCCCAAGGCAAAAGGCGAGGACAUGACUUACAUCCACACUAUCUUUCCCUCCAAUAAUACCAGCCUUUACAGAAGCACCCAUAACCAUACAGGCAACCCUGGGUAUGGGACCAACCGUGGAUACAGAGAUGGUGGAAUACCAGACAUAGAUUACUCUUACACAUGA
Chanos chanos (milkfish) is the source of this 2157-nucleotide messenger RNA. It is a transcript of the gene flrt1b, whose product is annotated as fibronectin leucine rich transmembrane protein 1b. The record is from RefSeq and is a predicted model, not a curated record. The transcript has a single exon. Gene Ontology annotation, molecular function: protein binding. Lineage: Eukaryota; Metazoa; Chordata; Actinopteri; Gonorynchiformes; Chanidae. Bases 1 to 2157 code for a protein of 718 amino acids.